GGAAGAGAUAAACCCCCAAACCAAUCUUCUCUUCUUCUUCUCUCUAGGGUUUUAGCUUCAGCCAUUGAUUCUCCGUCUCUCAAGCUUAUGCUUGAAAGUUGAAAGAGGAACUUUCAUUUCCGUUGCAUCGCUAGCAAAUCUAAAAGGUAAAGUUAAAGGUAUAGAUCGAAAGAAAUGGCGAGUAUGGCGAUGAAUCCUAUCUUUGUCCAUGGAUACUCCAACAGUGCAAAAUCGAUUAUCAUUCCAAAGAAACAGUUACGAUGUAAUGUUAUAAAGGCGAUGAGUAGUACAACAGAUAAGACGAAGAAGCCAUUGGAGGAACUUUACAACGUGAGAGUUGAACGAAAAGUGUCGGCUGAACGAUUAGCAGAGCUUGGUGUUAACAAAUGGUCAAUCUGGAAAACUGGCAAGUGUCAAUUGCCAUGGGAUUGGCAUGUAGAUCAGUUGGUUUACAUUGAAGAAGGAGAGGUAAGAGUUGUUCCUGAAGGGAGUGAAAAGUUCUUGAGGUUUGUUGCUGGUGAUCUUGUUCGAUACCCUAAAUGGUUUGAAGCUGAUCUAUUCUUCAAUGAUUUUUAUCAAGAACGUUAUAGUUUUCGUGCUUAUGGUGAUGAUUAGAAACUUAUGCUAAGAUCAGAUCAAAAUGUUUACAAAUGGGAUUGUGUUUGGAUUCAUGGAAUUGGAAUUUUGAUUUCAAAUUCUUUGGGAUUGAAAAGGAAUUUCAUGUUUAUGUGUGUGUGUGUUAUAUUUGGGGAUUUAUUCUCUGUUUCUCUUUGAAAA
Impatiens glandulifera is the source of this 777-nucleotide messenger RNA. RefSeq lists its product as uncharacterized. The coding region runs from base 175 to 615 and encodes 146 amino acids. NCBI's taxonomy places the organism in Eukaryota, Viridiplantae, Streptophyta, Magnoliopsida, Ericales, Balsaminaceae. The record is from RefSeq and is a predicted model, not a curated record. The transcript has 2 exons.